Molecule: messenger RNA, 435 nt
Organism: Macrosiphum euphorbiae (potato aphid)
Lineage: Eukaryota; Metazoa; Arthropoda; Insecta; Hemiptera; Aphididae
Source: the annotation of a GenBank genome assembly
AUGCAAAAAUCAGGACCGUUAAAUUUAUUUUCUUCAAUAAGGUACGAAGCAAAACAUAAAGAGUUGAAAGAUGCUGCUAAUGCUAUUACUUCUCGCAAAAAUAUUGCAUAUUCCCUGGCUUUGAAACAGCAGUUGCAAUUGGCAUACAGAUUAUUAUCUUCUGAUAAUAAUUUGUAUACAAUUCCUAUACAAUUUGGACGUGUUUUAACAUUAGAUUCUUUCACAUUAGAUUUAUACAAUAAUAGAAUCACAUUUUUAAAUAAAAAAUUUAACUUAUGUGUUGAUAAUAUUACAUUUGUGUCCUGGGUGAAUAUCAAAGGUUCAAUUUAUAAUUGUAAAAAUAUGUGUGUCGUUGUUUCUGAAGAUGAUGGUGACACUAUGAUGCUAUCUUUUGGUUUAAUUAAAGACAUUUUUAUAACUGGUGAAAAACAUUAA